CCUCCUUUGGAAGUUCAUUCACUUUCAGUUAAAGCACAAUUUUUUUAUAUAUGAAUGAGUGUAUGUGUGUGUGUGUCUCAUUCUUAUCUUCAUUUCUCUCAAACUUCAUCAGCAAUGUCUCAGCAACCUUCUGAUCAGGUCAUCAUGGCGGCACCACAAAAUUCUGAGACAGAAAAUGGUCCUUCUUCUGCUGUUGUUGUUGCUGCUGCUCCUGCUCCUGCUGCUGAAUCUCCUCCAGUUGAGAGGAUCAAAGCCACAAGACACCCUCGUUGGACAAGGCAAGAAACACUUGUCCUCAUAGAGUCCAAGAAAUUGGUUGAAAAUGGCGAACAUGGUGGUUACCACCGAUUCAGAUCACCAGCAUCGUCAUCUGGGUUGGUUUCUCCUCAUCACGGUGAUCACAAAUGGGAUUUGGUGUCAUCACUGUGUCAGCAACAUGGUGUGAAGAGAGGUGCUGUGCAGUGUAGGAAGAGAUGGGGGAACCUUCUCACUGAUUUCAGGAAGAUCAAGAAAUGGGAAACGAGCAUCAAGGAGGAGACGGAGUCGUUUUGGAUCAUGAGGAAUGAUCUGAGGAAGGAGAAGAAGCUUCCUGGGUUCUUUGAUGCUGUGGUGUACAAUGUGCUUGAUGGUGGGGUUUGCACUGUUGGUGCAUUUCCUCUGACUCUGGUCAAAAUGAGUGAGGGAAAAACAGAGAAAACAGGGCAUGGUGUUGAAGGAGUGGGGGCAGAGCAAGGUGAGGAGGAGGAAGGGGAGGAGGGAGAGGAGGAAGAGGAUGAGGCUAUUGUUGACAGUGAGAAAAUGGGGUGGAGCACUGAGGAGGAAAACUUUGAGACAAAUUCAAAUGGAGUUAGGGUGAGUGGUCAAGUGAAAACACCAAUUCCUAGGAGGACAAGGAUGAGGGGGGGUCUCCAAUUCACACCCACAUUCACUUUGCCUAAUUCAGGCUAUCAUGGAGAACCUGUCCAAGAGGGACCAAAGAGAAGGAGAAUAUCACCAGAAAAUUCUGAAGAUGACAUUGUCAAAGUGAUGAGGAGGAACAGCGACAUACUGAAAGCCCAUCUUGGAGCUCAGAACAUGAAUCAGCAGUUGGCUAGGGAGCAGCAGAAGCAGCAGACAGAGAGCUUAGUUGCAACGCUUGGAAAACUUGCAGAUGCUCUCACCAAAAUUGCUGACAAGCUGUGA
Messenger RNA from Lotus japonicus, 1182 nucleotides. Its product is annotated as trihelix transcription factor ASR3-like. The transcript has 2 exons. Bases 55 to 1182 code for a protein of 375 amino acids. Lineage: Eukaryota; Viridiplantae; Streptophyta; Magnoliopsida; Fabales; Fabaceae. The record is from RefSeq and is a predicted model, not a curated record.